UUACCCUCAUGCCUCUCCUACCUUUCCCUCUCCGCCGGUCUGGAGGGAAUUGCUCUGCAGACCUCAGAAAAUUCUUAUUCGUACCCACCAUUUCCAUGCUCCCACUGCACCUGAGGUCUCUCUCAACCAUGAGCAAGCGACAAAGACCCAUCGAUUCUCCUCCAUCGACCCCCCAAACUCCGCAAACCCACAACUCCAAAAGACCCAAAUUACCCCUCGUACCCACCACCAAGUGGGUCCCACUCAACCUCACCCAAUCGGAGCUCUCCCUUCCCCUCACCUUCCCCACCGGCCAAACCUUCCGGUGGCGGCAGACUGGCCCUCUCCAGUACACCGGCGUCGUCGGGUGCCACCUUGUCUCCCUCAAGCACCUCCCGAACGGCGAUGUUUCUUACUGCCUACACAGCACCACCUCCUCCGAGCGCGGCGGCGCGGAGACGGCCCUGCUCGAUUUUCUCAAUAUGGGUAUAUCUCUGGCGAGAAUGUGGGAGGUUUUCUCGGCGUCGGAUUCGCGGUUCGCCGAGCUCGCUGGGUAUUUGGGCGGGGCUAGAGUGCUGCGGCAAGACCCGGUUGAAUGUUUGGUUCAGUUUCUUUGUUCGUCGAAUAACAACAUUCAGAGGAUUACAAAAAUGGUGGAUUUUGUGUCGUCGUUGGGGAACCAUUUGGGGUCUGUUGGUGGUUUUGAGUUCCAUGAAUUUCCAUCUUUGGAGCGCUUGUCGAUGGUGUCAGAGAAAGAGUUCAGAGAAGCUGGCUUUGGCUAUAGGGCCAAGUACAUUACUGGCACUGUAAAAGCUUUGCAGUUAAAACCUGGUGGAGGUGCAGGGUGGCUUUUGUCUCUGCGUAAAAUGGAGCUUGAGGGGGUGAUUGAAGCUCUUUCGACUUUGCCUGGAGUUGGUCCCAAGGUGGCGGCAUGUAUAGCUCUAUUCUCGCUCGACCAACACCAUGCCAUUCCUGUUGAUACACAUGUGUGGCAGAUUGCUACAAGAUACCUCAUACCUGAGCUAGCAGGUGCUCGUCUGACACCUAAGCUCUGUGUCCGUGUGGCGGAGGCAUUUGUGAGUAAAUACGGGAAAUAUGCAGGAUGGGCUCAAACUGUGCUUUUUAUUGCUGAACUACCUUCACAAAAGGACCUUCUACCAGCUCAUUUUACGAGUGCAAAAGAGAGUAAAGCUACCAAGAAAAAGGAUCGUGAAUCGCACACUGUCGUGGAUACUUCAACUGUUGAUUAGUGACUUGACAAUUGGAAUCUGGACGUUUAAGUUAAAACCUUAUAGUUAGAUGAUUUCAUCACUUUUAUUAUGCGGCAAGGCGUCUAAUUGUUAAAUACUGCAGUACUGAAGCUCAGUGUGCAAGACGAUUUUCUCCAACAUAAUGAACUCCUUGCAAAUCAGAACUCUGUAAGAUGAAUGAACGUGGGUUACGCGCUGCCUAUUGGAAGGCCAGGUUCACAUUGCAUUCUAUGAAUUUUUCCGUCACCUAUUUCUUUCAAAGCUCAUCCGCUCAUUCUCAUUCCGGUGCACGUUGGUCUUUCCUCUGCAUCAUCACUGCUUGUAUUUCUUCCUUGUUAAGGUACAUUUCUAGGCGGUCAUAUUAUUGGAUUUCAGUAGAUUACAAAUUGAUGUUUGUUCAAACAUUAUUUGCAUCUCAAUCAAGAAUCAAGAAGUGUAUUUAAUUUA
This is a messenger RNA of Pyrus x bretschneideri (Chinese white pear), 1676 nucleotides long. Its product is annotated as N-glycosylase/DNA lyase OGG1. NCBI's taxonomy places the organism in Eukaryota, Viridiplantae, Streptophyta, Magnoliopsida, Rosales, Rosaceae. Bases 9 to 1229 code for a protein of 406 amino acids. Gene Ontology annotation, biological process: base-excision repair, AP site formation; nucleotide-excision repair; base-excision repair. Gene Ontology annotation, cellular component: nucleus. The transcript has 3 exons. The record is from RefSeq and is a predicted model, not a curated record. Gene Ontology annotation, molecular function: damaged DNA binding; 8-oxo-7,8-dihydroguanine DNA N-glycosylase activity.